GGCAACUAAAGUACGAAAUCCGGAGUUUCUUUAGUCUAAAACACUGCCUCGUUUCAACGCUAAUGCAACCAAAUUUCCUCUUCAUUGUUCAAGAAAAUCAACUGACCAAAACAAUAAUAUUCCUCGUCUCCCUCAGUCCCUUCCUAUCUUCUACCCUCAAUUCUUCCCCCACACAGCACUGAUGAGGCACAGAAAAUUACAUCCAUUUACGAAAGGUAACGACACCAUUUCUUGUCCAGAGAUUUGCGGUUCAACAUGCCAGGAGGGUUGCUAUCCUUAUACAUACUCAAUACCUCCUCCGGCAACGGUGCCACCACCAAUAGCUCACAAUUCGUCAGCUAAACAAGGCCAUCACGUUUCCCCUCUUGUCAUAGUCUUAGGAACGUCGUUUGCUAGCUGCUUCCUUCUUGUCUGCUACUAUUUUAUAGUGGUCAAGUAUUUCUUGGCAUGUAAUCGUUCUAGGCCGCGGCAACAGCAGCGAGGAGCUGCUGAUGAAGAGUUCCUGAAUGAAAAUCGUGGCCCGGGCAUUGAUCAUCCCAUUUGGUACAUAAACACGAUUGGUCUACAGCCAUCAGUUAUUGAAGCUAUCACGAUUUUCAGGUACAAGAAAGGUGAUAACUUCAUCGAAGGGACUGAGUGCUCGGUUUGUUUGAAUGAGUUUCGAGAUGAUGAAACUCUUAGGUUGUUACCAAAAUGUAGCCAUGCCUUUCACGUUCCUUGCAUCGAUGCCUGGUUGAGGUCUCACACAAAUUGUCCCGUUUGUCGUGCUGGUAUUGUUUCCAGUGCCGCAGCUACUCCUGUGGUGGCUUCAGUUGGGAUUAAUUCUCAUAACAUGCGCCCGGGUGAAGCUUCCCAGGUGGAGAAUCCGGAAGAUGAUGAAGAAUUGAGUACUAAUCAUACAAGGGAAAAUGAAUUUCGUGAAAACGGGGGAGGUCCUACAGGGGAAAUCACUGAAUUUCCAGAGGUUCAUCAGGAUGGACGGGUUGUGGAAGCUGCAAAAUUUUGGGUAACUGAUGAUUCACACGAUAAAUCGAUGAUGGAGGGAGGGAAAUUUGAGAUGCAACCAAUGAGAAGGUCUGUUUCAGUGGAUUCUUUGUUGGCUGCAAAUAUCAAUGGUGCUGUUGCUAACAUGCGGUUGGCUGAAUUUGAGGAUACCCCAGUGGAUCAAGAUGUUGAGGCAGACCAUGUUUCUGGAGAGAGCGUCGUCGGUGAAAAUUCUAGGACGCCUAGGAUUAGCAAUGGGAGUUCUUCAAUUACACAAUUUCUGCAUAUGGGACCUGUUAGGAUGAAGAGAUCGUUUUCAUAUGCUGGGAGGUCAUUUUUAUCCAGGCAAAGUUCAAGAACCAACUCAUCACUUCCCUUGUGAAGAUGGCAUAUUCCUGAAGAAUUUUGGCUCAGUGCAAAACAGAGUGAUACCCAUUGGCUUGUAACACUAGCAAGAAAAGUACCGUACAAGAGCUGUUUACAAAUUCGCCAAUUUCAAGCUGCGGAAAAAGUUAGUCCAAAUUAUACCAAGAGGUGCUAAUAGCCCAUCACCUUCUUGCGUGGAGGAAAUCCAAUUUGCAAUUCAUUUCUUUCCUGCGAUGUAUUGGCAAGAACGCUGAUGAACGAUUAGGCUCAACUCUACCUGCAAGAUAAUCAACAAUGGUCUUGCCACCGUCACCAUUUAAUCAUACUUGAUUGAUGCAUUCUGAUACCGCGAAUAUCCCACCUCUUACUAGUCUCAAUCA
Coffea eugenioides is the source of this 1730-nucleotide messenger RNA. Its product is annotated as RING-H2 finger protein ATL54-like. Gene Ontology annotation, molecular function: transferase activity. Lineage: Eukaryota; Viridiplantae; Streptophyta; Magnoliopsida; Gentianales; Rubiaceae. Gene Ontology annotation, biological process: protein ubiquitination. The coding region runs from base 182 to 1366 and encodes 394 amino acids. The record is from RefSeq and is a predicted model, not a curated record. The transcript is spliced from 2 exons.